This is a messenger RNA of Guillardia theta CCMP2712, 849 nucleotides long. RefSeq lists its product as hypothetical. NCBI's taxonomy places the organism in Eukaryota, Cryptophyceae, Pyrenomonadales, Geminigeraceae. Gene Ontology annotation, cellular component: plasma membrane. Bases 1 to 849 code for a protein of 282 amino acids. The record is from RefSeq and is a predicted model, not a curated record. The transcript has a single exon. Gene Ontology annotation, molecular function: monoatomic cation efflux transmembrane transporter activity.
AUGUUCAUGCUGAACGCGUCUGGGUCCCUUAUCUUGAUGUACCUCUGCAAGCUCGUUGCUGCACCAAAAGCCUCGUUUGACGAGCUGAACUCAGCUGACUCCAUCGCAUCUUUGUGCACGAUGGAUAUGGCGCUCAUGUCGAUAGCUCUGCUUCUGCGAAUGCAUGGAGUAACAGGGGCGAGCUUUCUUUUAUGGUCUUGCGGAUGUUUCCUUCAUUAUCUCUUGCUCCUCUACUUCAUCUAUCGGGUCUUUGUGGUGGAGGGCUACAGCUGGUCCAAGUAUCGCCCUUCAUGGAUGAUUCCUCCGAUAGGUAUCUGUAUAGCAGCUGGAACAGGCUAUGAGGUUGGUGUCGGCACGUUGGCAGAUCUCUUCUUCUACCAGGGGCUUCUUGCAUUUGCUUUCCUCUUCCCUGCUGCUGUUUUUCGCGCACAUUUCUGCGGCUUGCCAGAAGAAGAGGUAAAUGAACCGCAGUAUGCUAUCCUUGCGGCUCCAUCUGCACUCCUUCUCUGCAACUGGAUAACCAUCGGAGGAGGCAGUCAAGACUGGCUCACUCACAUUCUUUUCUUGGUCGAAAUCUUCGCCGCAUGUCUGGUUUUCGCAAAGAUGCAAGUUUUCGCAAGAUUUUCUUUCACGGUACAUCAAGCCUCAUUCACUUUCCCUGCAGACAUAACAGCAAAGGCCAUGAUAAUGUACACCUUGGUUGUCCUUCCUCAAAAUUUCUUUUUUGCCUCUCUCAGUUUCAUUCUUCUUGGUUUCGCUAGCAUUGUUGUUUUGGUCGUCUCUUUGCGAUAUCUCACAGCUGCAUUAGACGACAUAAGCGACAAGAGCCCGUUGACUCCUGUUGCGUAA